UCCAGUGUUUGGAAACGAGUCCCUAUCUGACGACACCGCGGAUAAGUAGUGGAAAGGAUCCCGAAACAGCGUUCAACCGACUGCUCAGCUAAAACGACACCUAGAAAAUUUUAAGUUUUUAGUAGUGAAGUGACCGAAAAGUGCCAACAUGUUAAAUGAACCGAGCAUACCAAUGGCCUGGGGCGCAGCGAUGAGUAAUAUGACCGUUGUGGACAAAGUGCCUCCAGAGAUGUUACAUCUGGUAGACGCACACUGGUAUCAGUUUCCGCCACUGAACCCGCUGUGGCACUCGAUAUUGGGAUUUACAAUUUUUAUCCUGGCAUGCGUAUCAGUGGCUGGCAAUGGAUGCGUCAUGUACAUCUUCAUGACUACCAAAGCGCUGCGCACGCCCUCAAACCUCUUCGUAGUGAAUCUCGCCUUCUCCGACUUCUUCAUGAUGUUCUGUAUGGCACCUCCGCUGAUAAUCAACUGUUACAACGAAACCUGGGUUUUUGGACCGCUCGCGUGCCAAAUUUACGGAUUCCUUGGCUCACUGUUCGGUUGUGUUUCGAUCUGGAGCAUGACGAUGAUUGCCUUCGACCGGUAUACCGUGAUCGUAAAGGGACUCUCGGCGAAACCGAUGACCUUCAAUAGCUCCCUGCUGAAAAUCCUAAUGGUGUGGCUUAAUUCUGUUCUCUGGACUGUCGCUCCAGUGUUCGGUUGGAAUAGAUACGUACCGGAAGGAAACAUGUCAGCCUGCGGAACAGAUUACCUAUCCCUGGAUCUUCUCAGCACUUCGUACAUCGUGGCAUACUCUGUCUUUGUCUACUGGUUGCCUCUAUUCCUGAUCAUUUACUCUUACUAUUAUAUUCUUAAGGCCGUAUCUGAGCAUGAGAAAAACAUGCGUGAACAGGCGAAAAAGAUGAAUGUCGCCUCGCUGCGAUCAUCGGACGUCGCUAAGCAGAGCGCCGAGAUCAAGCUGGCAAAGGUUGCUCUGGUCACCAUCUCGCUGUGGUUCAUGGCAUGGACUCCAUAUCUGGUGAUCAACUAUGCUGGAAUUUUCCAAACGGCACCCAUCAGUCCACUGUCCACCAUUUGGGGAUCGCUGUUUGCCAAGGCCAACGCCGUCUACAACCCGAUCGUGUACGGUAUCAGCCAUCCGAAGUACCGGGCGGCUCUGUACAAAACCUUCCCCUCGUUGGCGUGCACCACGGACAAUACCCCGGUUGCGGACGAGCAAUCGGUGGCUUCAGGAACAACGAUUUCUUCGGAUAAUAACAACUGCAAUGCGUAAAGGUGACUUCGACAAACGGCAAAUCAAAACAAAACAAAUGACGAGAGACUUCGCUCUUCAGACCGGAAUGGGAUGUUAAAGUUAAUGUGCACAGAGUUCGGAUACUGCAAAUGAGAACAAUAAACAUAAUUCAGCAAAUUUAGCAAAUCAUGCAA
Molecule: messenger RNA, 1428 nt
Organism: Wyeomyia smithii (pitcher-plant mosquito)
Lineage: Eukaryota; Metazoa; Arthropoda; Insecta; Diptera; Culicidae
Product: rhodopsin-like
Exons: 2
Coding region: 149-1273 (374 amino acids)
Biological process (GO): visual perception; phototransduction; G protein-coupled receptor signaling pathway
Cellular component (GO): membrane
Molecular function (GO): G protein-coupled receptor activity
Source: RefSeq, a predicted model, not a curated record